Messenger RNA from Eptesicus fuscus (big brown bat), 504 nucleotides. RefSeq names its product antioxidant 1 copper chaperone (gene ATOX1). The transcript is spliced from 4 exons. Gene Ontology annotation, molecular function: copper chaperone activity; metal ion binding. Gene Ontology annotation, biological process: copper ion transport. The coding region runs from base 116 to 325 and encodes 69 amino acids. Gene Ontology annotation, cellular component: cytosol. Lineage: Eukaryota; Metazoa; Chordata; Mammalia; Chiroptera; Vespertilionidae. The record is from RefSeq and is a predicted model, not a curated record.
GCCUGGCCUGCGGGCGGCUCCCCCGGCGCGCACUCCCGGAAACACAGCAGCGCCAGCGGACAGAACCCCGAGCAGCGUCGCCGCCGCCGCCCACCGCCCACCGCCACCCUCGGUCAUGCCGAAGUACGAGUUCUUUGUAGAAAUGACUUGUGAAGGCUGUUCUAACGCUGUCGCUCGGGUCCUCAACAAGCUGGGAGGAGUUGAGUUUGAGAUCGACCUGCCCAACAAGAAGGUUUUCAUCGAAUCUGAGCACAGCGUGGACACUCUGCUGGAGACGCUGAAGAAAACAGGGAAGACUGUUACCUACAUCGGCCCCAAAGAGUGAGGGCCUGGGCCCCCAGCCCACAGGAUGGACCAGAGUGGGCAGGACCCCGAUCCUCUCCUGCCUUCCAGACAGAUCUGGAACCUGGCAAUCCUGCCCCUCGUUGGGAGUUCCUGCGGAGACCCUCACUUGCUCUGCUCCUCCCUAGCUUCCCUGCAAUAAAGUCAAACUGCUUUUGUUGA